AUGCUGGAAAUCCUAGAUGGCGACUAUACUCCCUACCAGGGGUAUCAUUUUGACUGCGCCGCUGCCCAGGCUGAUGUACACCGUGGGGGCAGGAAUCGUCAACUGUCCAGAUUGAUUUUCAUCAUUCACCACAAGGCAGAAGACGAUUCCAACUACAGAUGGACAAAGGAAUGGCUUGAGAGGAGAUUCGGAUUUGAAGAGCAGGCGCUGCUUAAGGGCACUGGAUAUAAAAUGGGAGAAUGGUUAAACUCUGCUACCUGGUCCGCACCACCGGGUAUAUCCCCGACAGAGCAUUGCCAGAAAAUUGAGACAUCUUGUUACAAUACGACAACCCUGUCCGAGCGUUAA
Messenger RNA from Paracoccidioides lutzii Pb01, 348 nucleotides. RefSeq lists its product as hypothetical. The transcript is spliced from 2 exons. The record is from RefSeq and is a predicted model, not a curated record. Bases 1 to 348 code for a protein of 115 amino acids.